GAUUUAUGAGUUCUACCGUUAAUCGUUAUACAAUACAUAGCUCAUCAAUAGACUUUUAUUACCUAUUGUAAAACUAUUGAACUAAAUUCGUUAGCAUGGCAUAUUGCAUAUGAUAAGCGGAAAUACAUAUGGUUAUCUACAUACUACAUAUGUAUGUUAUCCUGUCCUAGAAAUCAAUGCCUCAGAAAUGUUAUUUGCGAUGCAUAUUUUGGUUUCCCCAGCACAUGCAACACGAGAUCCACUUCAGUUAAAUAAAGUUUCAGUAUUUCCUUAUUCACUGCACGUAGGGGCUCGGAAACUUUAUUUCUAAAUCGGAUAUUGGCACCAGCGGGUCGGGCUUUUGUCAUGAAAAUUUCAUUUUUGCAAAAGUGUAAUUGCUUGUAAUUAUUAUUUAUUGAAAAUCAAGUAAAAUUAAAAAUAUGGCAUCGUGGAGUAUUUGGAAAACAUGCAUAACUGCUUCAGUUCGGACAACAAAUCGUAUGAAUGCUAUUCUCAAUGAAUCAGUGGCAAAUCGAAGAAAAUCAAUAUUCAAAGUAAAAGACACAGACCCAGACGCUGCUGGUGUGGAUAAUAUGCAUCCGAAAUUGGACAUUCAAUUCUUGCAAAAUAAUUUCUCGAUGGAAAAAGUGUACAAACUUAUAGAAGCAAUAAUUGAAGACCGUUUGCUUUGGGAUCGACUAAGUCGUACCUAUGACUCUUGGCGAGCAGUUAGUUUAGCGGAAAAUUUAGCUUCAGAAAUAAGAAAUCGUAUCAAGGAACUUAACUACAAAAGGCAUCGAAUUGUGUGCAUUUUGUCAUUGAUAGAAAAACAAAACCAAGGAAUAAGUAUUAAGAUGAACUUUUUAAUGGAUUCCAGUUGCGAUAAUUUUACGAAAUUUAUUUAUGAACGUGCAACGUACACAAUUGUUGUAACAGUAUUUUUAGUGCAUAAGGAUUAAAUAAGUUGUAGAAUUUUAGUAAGAGACUGAAUAUAAGAAAUAUUUAAAUUG
Molecule: messenger RNA, 989 nt
Organism: Eupeodes corollae
Lineage: Eukaryota; Metazoa; Arthropoda; Insecta; Diptera; Syrphidae
Exons: 3
Coding region: 420-938 (172 amino acids)
Biological process (GO): microtubule-based movement
Cellular component (GO): cytoplasmic dynein complex; cytoplasm
Molecular function (GO): dynein intermediate chain binding
Source: RefSeq, a predicted model, not a curated record